AUGAAGCGACGACAAAAGAGGAAACAUCUGGAAAUUGAAGGGUCCCAGGAAGGCGAUGAGGAGGCAAGAGGAAUUUCAAAGUCACAAGAGGAUGUCUCUCAACCUGAAUCUACUGGAGUGACCAAAGCCCAAAGUCCAGGGGUAGGGGAGGUCUCCUCUGCCUCAGAAUACUUCUCCUGUGUUUCUUCUCCACACAAGCUCAUCCAUCGUAGUAAGGGAACCCGGAAACAACAACAAGACAGAACCAAGCCUAGAUCAUCCCAAGACCAGGUUCCCGAAGGAGCGGCGACGAACAACCUCUCACAACAGGCCUCCUCAUCCUGUCCAUCCUACAAGACUUGUGUGUCCUCUCUGUGCACAAACAAAAGGGGGAAGGGGAUGAAAAUAUACUACAUGAAGGUGAAAAUGAAAAAAGGUGUGGCCAUCUCCUGGGAAACGAAGGAAACCUCAGAGUCCCCGGAGAAGCAGCCAAGGAUGGAAGAAGCCACCCUUCCCGAGGGUGUGUGGGUAGGUGCUCCACCCUCUGAUGUGUCCACCAGAAACCUCCUGUCGGACAGUGAACCCAGUGGGGAAGAGAAAGAACACGAAGAAAAGCCAGAGUCAGACAGCCCACCGGCGUCACCCACGGUGGAAGAGAGACCCAGGGCCAAGACCCCUGACUGGCUGGUGACCAUGGAGACUGGCUUGAGGUGCAUGGCCUGUUGCCGCGUCUUUACCACCAUGGAGAACCUCCAAGAGCACGUGCAGUUUGGGAUCAGGGAGGGCUUCAGCUGCCACGUCUUCCACCUCACCAUGGCGCAGCUGAUUGGCAAUGCGGAAUCAGAGAGCAUCCAGGGAGGAGGAGAGGAGGAGGAGGAGGAGGAAGAAGACAACGCCGAGGAGAAAGAGAGAAGCAAGGAAAAGACGUCCGAAGAGCAGCAGUCCACAGAGGAAGACGGGGCGAAGAAACCCUGGAGCCAGUGUCCAGGCUGUAUGUUUGAUUCUCCAAAAGACAGAACAACUGAGAUUCCUGGGUUAGAAGAUCCUGGAAGAUGGGGUGGCCUUCUCUUGGGAGAGGAAGAAGAAGGGACCGCCCAGACAGCAGCAGAAGCAGACAACGCCACUUGUGUCAAGGGAGACGAAAAGAGCAGCACACAGUCCGACACAUAA
Molecule: messenger RNA, 1149 nt
Organism: Onychomys torridus (southern grasshopper mouse)
Lineage: Eukaryota; Metazoa; Chordata; Mammalia; Rodentia; Cricetidae
Gene: Fam170a
Product: family with sequence similarity 170 member A
Biological process (GO): fertilization
Cellular component (GO): nucleus
Source: RefSeq, a predicted model, not a curated record